This is a messenger RNA of Empidonax traillii (willow flycatcher), 6772 nucleotides long. RefSeq names its product nuclear receptor binding SET domain protein 3 (gene NSD3). The record is from RefSeq and is a predicted model, not a curated record. The transcript has 24 exons. Bases 294 to 4598 code for a protein of 1434 amino acids. Gene Ontology annotation, biological process: regulation of DNA-templated transcription. Gene Ontology annotation, cellular component: chromatin; nucleus. Lineage: Eukaryota; Metazoa; Chordata; Aves; Passeriformes; Tyrannidae. Gene Ontology annotation, molecular function: protein binding; histone H3K36 methyltransferase activity.
GCGCCGGGCGCUGGGGGCGGGCGGCCUGCCUGCCUGCCUUCCCUCCCUCCCUCCUUCCCUCCCUCCCCCCCCGGGGCGGAGCCCGGCGCCAGCGGCGGGGGCGCGGAAAUCGAGGCCGGGGCUCCGCCGCGGCCUUCGCUGGUGCGGCGGGAGGAGGAGGAGGAGGCCCCGCGCCGCCCCCGCCGCCGCCUUUUGUCUGCGCGGGGCCGGGCGGACGCGGCGGGGCCGUGAGAAUGGAAGUGACUGAAGGCCCUAUGAGAAAAAGGGAAAGCUAAGGAUGCUGGAGCAGAACAAUGGAUUUCUCUUUCUCUUUCAUGCAAGGGAUCAUGGGAAACACAAUUCAGCAACCACCUCAACUCAUUGACUCCGCCAACAUCCGCCAAGAGGAGGCCUUUGAUGGCAGCAGUGACAUUGCUGAGGAUGGGGGCCGGACGCCGUACGAGCCGGCGCUGCAGCAAAGCUUCCAGUACCCCACGGCGGAGGAGCUGCCCCCCAUCACCAACGGGUACCCCCCGGCCAUCGGCAUGUACGAACCCCAGGCCAAAUACCAGGCGUACGCUCAGUAUCCCAACGGCUCGGCCAACGGCUUUGGGUCGGUCAGGACCUUCAGUCCCCCGGAGUAUUACCAAAUGGAGAACUCUAACGCGAGGCCGCACGAAGUUCUGGAGAAACCCUCCCCUCCCCAGCCGCCACCUCCGCCCCCCGCCUCGGCUCCGCAAGUGGGGAUUCCAAAGAAGACUGGCUCACCAGAGAUCAAACUCAAAAUAACCAAAACUAUCCAGAACGGCAGGGAAUUGUUUGAGUCCUCCCUGUGCGGGGACCUGUUGAAUGAAGUCCAGGCCAGGGAGUACGCUAAGGCGAAGCACGAGGGGAGGAAGGAGAAAAGGAAAAAAAGUAGCAAGCACGACUCUUCCCGCUCGGAAGAGCGCAAGUCGCACAAAAUUCCAAAAUUAGAACCAGAGGAGCAAAAUAGACCAAACGAGAGGCUUAGCACACUCUCAGAGAGACCAAGAGAAGAAGCCGUGCUGGAGGAAGCCCCGGUCCAGCAGCUCUUGCCGUCCCUUCCCACACAAGCCCCCCAUGACGUCAAGUUCCAGGUUGGCGAUCUGGUUUGGUCCAAGGUGGGGACCUACCCGUGGUGGCCUUGCAUGGUGUCAUGUGAUCCCCAGCUUGACGUGCAUACCAAAAUAAAUACAAGAGGUGCCCGGGAAUACCACGUCCAGUUCUUCAGCAACCAGCCAGAGCGGGCCUGGGUGCACGAGAAGCGCGUCCGGGAGUACCAGGGGCACAAACAGUACGAGCAGUUACUGGCAGAGGCUGCCAAGCAAGCCAGCAACCACUCCGAGAAGCAGAAGAUCCGCAAGCCCAGGCCGCAGAGGGAGCGAGCUCAGUGGGACAUUGGCAUUGCCCACGCUGAGAAGGCACUGAAGAUGACCCGGGAGGAGAGGAUAGAACAGUACACCUUCAUUUACAUAGACCAAGAGCCAGAGGAGGCUUUGGCCAAGGCCAAAAAGACUGCUGCCCCCAAAGCGGAGGCCAAGAAGAACCGGCGGCCGAAGCCCACGCUGAGCACGCAGCCGGAACACGCCAGCACAGGGGCAGGAUCGUCCCCUUCCAACGCUGAGGCACGGAGGCAGGGCCAGAGGAGGCAGUCCAGCGUGGAGGAGGAGGAGGCACCUCCCGUGAAAAUCGCGUGGAAGACAGCUGCCGCUAGGAAAUCCCUGCCAGCGUCAAUAACCAUGCACAACCUGGAUCUGCAGAAAUGUAACAUGUCUCCGGUUGUUAAAAUUGAACAGGUUUUUGCCCUUCAGAAUGCUGCUGGGGAUGGAAAACUCAUCGAUCAGUUUGUUUAUUCCACCAAGGGAGUUGGUAACAAAACAGAAAUAAGCGUCAAAGGACAAGAGAAACUCAAUUCUUCAUCAGCUCAGAGAAGUGAAAAAGCAGCAGUGCAAAAUGCAUCCUCUCCUGAGACAACUUCUGGGUCAGCAGGUUCUGUAGAAAAGAAGCAACAGAGAAGAUCGAUUCGAACCCGCUCAGAGUCUGAGAAAUCCACCGAAGUUGUGCCAAAGAAGAAGAUCAAAAAGGAGCAGGUUGAAACGGUCCCACUGGCAGCAGUGAAGACGGGAUUGCAGAAAGGUGCCAGCGAGAUUUCGGACUCCUGUAAGCCCUUAAAGAAGAGAAGUCGUGCGUCCACAGACAUGGAACUGACCAGCUCUGCCUACAGGGACACGUCUGACUCCGAUUCCAGGGGACUCAAUGAUUUACAGGGCAGUUUUGGGAAGCGCUCGGACAGCCCGUCAGCCGCUGCCGACGCCGACGCCUCGGAUGUGCAGUCAGUGGACUCCAGCUUAUCCAGGAGAGGAACUGGGACAAGUAAAAAAGACACUGUUUGUCAGAUCUGCGAGAGCUACGGCGAGUCGCUGCUGGCCUGCGAGGGCGAGUGCUGCAGCGUGUUCCACCUGGAGUGCCUCGGCCUGAAGGCUGUGCCCGAGGAGAAGUUCAUCUGCGCCGAGUGUAAGAACGGAGAACACACGUGCUUUUCCUGCAAGCUGCCUGGCAAGGAUGUGAAGCGCUGCUCCGUCAGCACCUGCGGGAAGUUCUACCACGAGUCCUGUGUCCGCAAGUUUGCCACGGCCCUGUUUGAGUCCCGGGGGUUCCGGUGCCCGCAGCACUGCUGCACUGCCUGCUCCAUGGACAAGGACAUGCACAAAGCCAGCAAAGGUCGCAUGGCGAGGUGUUUGCGGUGCCCCGUGGCCUAUCACUCGGGAGACGGCUGCAUCGCCGCCGGCAGCCUCUUUGUGUCAUCCCACAUCCUCAUCUGUAGUAACCAUUCCAAAAGGACUCACUCCUCAUCAGCUGUAAAUGUAGGCUUUUGUUUCGUUUGUGCAAGAGGGCUGGUAGUGCAGGACCAUUCAGACCCCCUGUUCAGUUCCUAUGCCUAUAAGUCCCACUACCUACUGAAUGAGUCAAAUCGUGCUGAGUUGAUGAAAUUACCUAUGAUUCCUCCUCCUUCGUCAGCUUCCAAAAAGAAAUGUGAGAAAGGUGGCAAACUGUUGUGCUGUGAGUCCUGCCCAGCUUCCUUCCACCCCGAGUGUCUCAGCAUAGAAAUGCCUGAGGGAUGCUGGAAUUGCAAUGACUGUAAAGCUGGGAAGAAGCUGCGGUACAAGCAGAUCGUUUGGGUCAAGCUUGGGAAUUACAGGUGGUGGCCAGCAGAGAUCUGCAAUCCCAGGUCUGUGCCUCUCAACAUACAGGGCCUCAAACAUGAUAUCGGGGACUUCCCAGUAUUUUUCUUUGGUUCACAUGACUACUAUUGGGUACACCAGGGCAGAGUUUUCCCUUAUGUUGAAGGAGAUAAAAGCUUUGCUGAGGGGCAAACUAGUAUUAACAAGACCUUCAAGAAAGCACUUGAAGAAGCAGCAAAGCGCUUCCAGGAGCUGAAAGCACAAAGAGAAAGCAAAGAGGCUUUGGAAAUUGAAAGGAAUUCAAGGAAACCUCCACCCUAUAAACACAUUAAAUCCAACAAGGUGAUAGGGAAGGUUCAGAUCCAGGUGGCCGACCUGUCGGAGAUCCCCCGGUGUAACUGCAAGCCCUCGGACGAGAACCCGUGCGGGCUGGAGUCGGAGUGCCUGAACAGGAUGCUGCAGUACGAGUGCCACCCGCAGGUGUGCCCGGCGGGGGAGCGCUGCCAGAACCAGUGCUUCACCAAGAGGCUCUACCCCGACGCCGAGAUCAUCAAAACCGAGCGCCGCGGCUGGGGCCUCAGGACCAAAAGGAGCAUUAAAAAGGGUGAGUUUGUGAAUGAGUAUGUUGGGGAGCUCAUUGACGAGGAGGAGUGCCGGCUGCGCAUCAAACGUGCCCACGAGAACAGCGUCACCAAUUUUUAUAUGUUAACUGUGACCAAGGACCGAAUAAUAGAUGCUGGCCCAAAGGGGAACUACUCCCGUUUUAUGAACCAUAGUUGUAACCCAAACUGUGAAACACAGAAGUGGACAGUGAAUGGUGACAUUAGAGUUGGACUGUUUGCUCUUUGUGACAUUCCUGCAGGAAUGGAGUUAACAUUCAAUUACAACCUGGAUUGCCUGGGCAAUGGCAGGACCGAGUGUCACUGCGGAGCAGAGAACUGCAGCGGCUUCCUGGGAGUGCGUCCCAAGACAGCGUUUGCAACAGCAAAUGAAGAGAAGGUGAAGAACGCAAAGUUAAAGCAGAAGAAGCGGAAAAUAAAAACGGAACAGAAGCAGAUGCAUGAAGACAACUGUUUCCAAUGUGGAGAUGGGGGAGAGCUGGUCAUGUGUGAUAAGAAGGACUGUCCCAAAGCGUACCACCUCCUAUGCCUUAACCUGACUCAACCACCUUUUGGAAAGUGGGAAUGUCCGUGGCAUCAGUGCGACGUGUGUAGCAAUCCUGCUGUUUCCUUCUGUGAGUUCUGCCCCCAUUCCUUCUGUAAGGAUCACGAGAAGGGAGCCCUGGUGCCGUCGGCGCUGGACGGCCGCCUCUGCUGCUCCGCACACGACCCCAAAUCUCCCGUGGCACCCGAGUACUGGAGCAAGAUCAAGUGCAAAUUGGAAGCACAGAAUGCUGUGGAAGAGGCGAAGGAGUGAUUUUGGUUAAAGACAAGCGCAGGAGGGGAGAAGAGGGGCAACAGGCGACGAACUCGGGGAGACUGCGAUGCCACGCUCAGUCUGUCCUUGGAGCCGUCGCGUGUGGGCUGGAACGGGACCAUUGACCUGAGCGAGCAGAACCAGGCAGUGGUGUUUGGUUUUUAUUGUUUGGUCUUUCUUUUACCCUUGAAUGUGCUACAGCAGCUCUUACUGUUGGAAACCAGGAACGUCUUGGCCUUCGAAGAAAACCGUAGACCUUUAGACAGUGAAAAGAAUAUUCUGUUUAAAAUAAUGUUCCUUGAGUGUAGAAAGCAAAGCAUAGCAACAUAUUUAUUUAUUUAAUUUUGAAAGGGUGUUGAAGAUCUGGCUUUGAUCAGUCAACGUGUCUUUGAAAACAAAACAGCGAAGCCAAUGUAACUUUUGUGUCUAGUUAAUGGAAAGAGCAAAGCCUCCCCCCUCUGUAACGCUGAGAUGCCAAACAGACAGGUGUGGGUGUCAGACCAGGUGACUCUGAAAUGCCUCUGUUCCAGUACUUAUUGUUAAAGGCAUUGGAGAAGGUAGGUUGUCUCUCGUGUUAACUUAUGAAUAUUAUUGUGAAACUUUUCCUGUGAGAAAUCAGGUGUUUGACUUCUUGGAAGUGCUCGUAACAUGAGUUCUGGCAGUGUUUAGGCAGGGAAGAAGUGGUGGUUCCUUGCUCCAGAGCUGUAAAGGGUGUUUGCAAAUAGGUGAAAAUUCAAAGUUCAGUUGCACAGUGGUCAUUUCUUUAUCCUGCCAGUUUGGGAUCCUUUCCCAGGCAGGAGAGGCUCCCAGUCUCAGAGCUGAAGUCAGUCCUGCUGGUGCGUUUGUCAUCUGCCGCAUCUGCACUGGUUUGGUGGCAGGUACUGAGUGUGAUUCUUCAGUGCUGCCUUCUCAGGCUCCCCGUGGCUUCAGGGAACACUUGGGCACAUAAGGGACCCGACCCAUGUGUGUGUUGGUUUUGGUUGAACAGUUGGGUUUGGUUUUGUUUUUUUGCUGAGAGAGAUCUUCUAACUUUAAUCUUCGUCAUUAGUGGAGCUGAGGAACAUCUCAGCACUUCCUUGAUGAACAGGGUAUUUUGUGUCUGGGUAAUGGGCCGUAUCCCAGCAGCCAGCUGGAGCCUCAGGAGAUGGUUCUCUCUUGGAUUUCCACUGCUAAUCAGAGAGACAGACUCCUUCAGCGAGGCUUUGGAAGUGGCUUAGGUCGGCUUCUGCUCCAGAUUUUCUUUAGAAAACCUAUUUUCCUCCAUUUGUUUGUGCAAGGAGCCAUGGGGUACUGGUGUCCCCAGGCUAGAGUUGGUUUUGGUGACCCUCUUCCCCCAGCCCAUGAUCUCACCACGCACUGUGUGUCCCCCCCUGCCCCGGUACAGCGAGUACUUCUGACUUGUGUACUGAUAAUACCUGUUCCUGCCAGCCUUUGCUUGUGGGUAUUGAAAACAAUCAAGUGUUGCUGGCAUCUGGCUGAAUUCAGCCUUGGAAUUAAGAACCUUAUCUCUGGAAAACUGCUUACACAAACCUACGGGAACACUGAGAAUUCUCAGAUUCUCCGUGGAGGGAAUAGGCUGAAAAAGCCCAUGCGGGAUUUAGAACCUGUCUUGCCUCUGCCCAGUGUCCUUCUCAUCCUCAAAUUUAUGUACAGGGGGAAAGUUGUGUUUGGGUUCUUUUUUGUGUGUGUGUGUGUGUGCAGUUGUAGAAUGACAGGAUACACUACAGUCCCUGAGCAGCUGCUGUGCCGUGGACUCAGCUCUGAACACCUGCCCACACCCUCCCCUGGGUGUCUGGGACAGUCCUGGGACAGCGGCUCGUGGGACCCCUAAAGCACUUCAUGCUCUGGUGAGGGUCUGGCACUAACCCUGGAGAGCAGUGCUGGAUUUUGGUGUUUUUUACAAAAAAAGGAUUUUAUUUUUCUGAGCAUUUUGUGUGGGAAACGUCUCUUUUAAAGCUCCAUGCUGAGGAUGUUUAUAACCUUCUCAGAAAUUCCAAACACGGCUCUUGCUACAGUGUUUGUGGGGCCCGAGGGGUUCACUUUGUAUUAUUUAUUAGGCUUGAUAAAGUUCAGUGGUUUUCUCCUGGGAAGUCAGAGCAUUCUGAUGUUGCAGGUAUCAGCUGAUACAUUUUAUAUAUAUUAUAUCUAAAAUAUAUAUAAUAUAUAUGAUAUAU